GAGCUCGGCACCUUAAUCCUUAUCGACGAGCAUCACCGAGAGCGCCACGUCUUUGGCCGGCCACUAUUAGAGUCCCUGGACCUCAACAAAAACACCGCAUCAGUAAUACCAAACGGCAAUAGCCGACCCUUUGCCGAUGGACACGCUAACCCCGCCGUCACCCUGACCGUGACCUCCCCUAACUUCUACCUGCGCCUCCUCCUGCUCGCCGACAUGGGCUUCGCCCAAUCCUACCUCCUCCGCGAGGUCGUCUGCUCAGAUCUGACUGCCUUCUUCCGCCUCUUUAUCCUCAACCGCGCCCGCCUCAACAACGGCAGCGCCCGCCCGUCCUCCCCGUUCCUCAGCACCGCUCUAUCCCUCCUCCUCCUCGGCUGCUCGUCCGGGAUUCCGGGGAGGACGAUGAUGACGAGGGCGAGGAGCAAUACGGCCGAGACCGCCCUCCUCAACGCCUCGGCGCACUACGACCUCGGAAACGCCCUCUUCGCCGCCUUCCUGUCCGCCGACAUGACGUACUCCUGCCCCGUCUGGGCUCCUCUUCCCCGCCGUGGCAACUCCGUCGCCGACGACGACGACAGAAACGACAACGGUGAAGAGGAAACGGACGAGGAGGAGACGCUGGAGGCAGCGCAGCUCCGCAAGAUCCAUCGCGUCAUCGCCUCGGCGCGCAUCAAGCGCGGCGACCAUGUGCUGGAGAUCGGCACCGGAUGGGGUUCGUUCGCCAUCGAGGCCGUCAAGACGACCGGGUGUCGCGUGACGACGGUGACGCUGUCGAGGGAGCAGAAGGCCUGGGUCGAGGAGAGGGUCCGGCGGGAGGGGCUGGGAUGCAAGGUCGACGUCUUGCUGCUCGACUAUCGGGCCAUCCCGGCCGUCCCCGGCGGUUACGACAAGAUUGUCUCGAUCGAGAUGGUGGAGGCGGUCGGUAAGGACCAUUUGGCCGCGUACUUCGGGGUCGUGCACCGCUUGUUAAAGAGGGAGGGCGGCAUAGCCGUGCUGCAGUGUAUCACCAUGCCCGAGGGAAGGCAGGCGGCGUACGAGGAAAGGGAAGAGUGAGUUUAAAUUGAGUGCCGGAAAGAGAGAGAGAGGAGCGCUAACGACUGCUGAACUCUAGCUUCAUCAACCGGUACAUCUUCCCGGGCGGCUAUCUCCCGUCUAUCACGCAGCUGCUGGACCAUAUCACCGCCGAGUCCAAUGGCACGCUCAUCGUCGAAUCCGUCGCAAAUAUCGGAGGCCAUUACGCCCGGACCCUCCGGUUGUGGAGGGAGAGAUUCCUCGCCAAUUAUGACGCCAAGAUCCGCCAGGUUCUCGCUGAGAAACAUCCGGAUACGACGGAGGAGGAGCUUGAUGUGUUUCGGAGAAAAUGGGAGGUAGGCUCCAGGUCACA
Messenger RNA from Thermothelomyces thermophilus ATCC 42464, 1381 nucleotides. RefSeq lists its product as uncharacterized. The transcript has a single exon. Bases 214 to 1050 code for a protein of 278 amino acids. NCBI's taxonomy places the organism in Eukaryota, Fungi, Ascomycota, Sordariomycetes, Sordariales, Chaetomiaceae. The record is from RefSeq and is a predicted model, not a curated record.